This is a messenger RNA of Malus domestica (apple), 1363 nucleotides long. RefSeq lists its product as uncharacterized. The record is from RefSeq and is a predicted model, not a curated record. Lineage: Eukaryota; Viridiplantae; Streptophyta; Magnoliopsida; Rosales; Rosaceae.
GUAUUCCUUCAUGCAAAAUAAUCAAGCUUCCAUCAUAUUCUUUCUCUUGAGCAUCUCACAUUUCCUUACAUACUCUUUCUUCAAAAGGUUUCGUUCACUUGAAUAUAUAGUGUUUCCUUGCUUUUUUGAUCGAAAUCUAGGGUUUCCUUACUAACUCAUCGCAAUUGUGACUAAUUAAGCAAGAAAAUAAUCAUGAAGAAUAAGGCUUCUGUUUUCUUGAAGCAGAUAAUCACAUUGUUGAGCUCAAUAGCCAAAGCCAAGUCCCUCGCCAUCAAGAGCAAAACCAGCGCCGCUAAAGCUCGCCUGAUAAUGUUUUCAUUGGUGAAGAACAAGAAGGUUUUGAUGGACACUGUGUCGCACAAGAUCCAUAGCCUUUUAGGUCACGAUCACCGUGAUCAAGAGGAGGAGGAGGAGGAAGGAGACCAAAACAAGAGCAAAACCAGCGCCGCUAAAGCUCGCCUGAUAAUGUUUUCAUUGGUGAAGAACAAGAAGGUUUUGAUGGACACUGUGUCGCACAAGAUCCAUAGCCUUUUAGGUCACGAUCACCGUGAUCAAGGGGAGGAGGAGGAAGGAGACCAAAACAAGGCGCUUGUUCUCUACAAUGCCAUGGCCAAUGAGUACUCGCAUACAGCUGGUACUUCAAGCUACAUGCGAAGGUACAAUGGUGAAGAUGAGGAGGAGGACGAUGACGAUGAUAAGUACCCUGAUCUCACUCACUCGUUGUUCGAUGAAAAUGAGAACUUUGACGAUGUCAAAGCUGGCGGGUCUGUGAUCGAUCUGGUGAAGAAUUCCAAAGAGGAAGGACAGGAUUUCAAGCUGGAAGACGAGAUAGACCACGUUGCGGAUUUGUUCAUUAACAGGUUUCACAAACAAAUGCGCUUGCAAAAGCUUCUAUCCUUCAAAAGGCAUCAAGAAAUGCUCGACAGAAGCGUCUGAAUAUUCUGACAAAUCAACUCAAAAUAAUUACAUGUUGUUUACAUUAAUUGACAAGAAGUAUUGUUAUUAGCAUUCCAAUAUAAUCAUAUCUUGCACUUUUUUUUCAUGAAAGAAAACAAGAAAGGCAAGAGUGUAAGAUGAUUAUUUUAGAGUGCUUAUAACAAUUCUCUAAAUAAUUACGUGUAGGAUGAAUCGAUCGAACCCUAUUAUUUGCCAUCAAACAGGUUAAACUUAUCUGAUUUGGCUAUCUCAUGCAUCUAUUAUUGGCCCAGCUUUUCAGAAAAUUUGAACAUGGCUGGAAAGUGCUUAGGGCUCUGGGGCUUUUUUUCUUUCUAUUGCCUUGUAAUUUUACAAGUAUAAAUGUAGCUGUAAAGCUGUUAGUAAUGUAUACUUUUUGGAAUGGAAUAAAGGUUGGAGUUAGAUUCCA